AUGCCUGAACCUCAGGCUGCCCCGCCGCUAUCGAACUCUCAGAGAGGGUCGAGGGGACGAAGAGGUCGGUCAAGACGAGGCAAUCAACAUGGCUCGGCGACGCGAGUUGGCGACGGUGAGAGAAGUCAGAUCGAGAUAGCCUUUGCGCCAGCUGCGGAGGCCCCAAAUCAAGCCACGAAUGCGGUUUCUGCACAUGACGCCCAGUCUGGAAGCUCCAGAGGUGAUCGGGGAAGACGUGGGGGUUCUCGGCGCGGCCGGGGUGGUUCCUCGGCCCAACGGUCCAUCGUGGUGUCUCACAGGGGCCACGGCGGGCCUCUCGCCCCCACUCAUCAGGCGGCGAGCUCGUCUGCGUUGCCAUCGCUGAGCGCUGCCGCUCCCGAGUUUGUUCCGGGAAAGCCUUUGGUGCCUUCAAGACACGGUCCGCCAAGAUCAAGGCCUGCUAAGUCAACAGCAGAAGACUUGCCCACUCGGAUCCACGAGGAUAUCGAGAACGGCCAUUACGAGUGCGUAAUAUGCACAAGUGAAGUUGUCCAGACUUCUCGAGUCUGGUUCUGCUCCAUCUGCUGGACUGUCGCCCAUCUUCACUGUGUGAGAAAAUGGCACACCAAUCGGUCCAAUAAUCGGGAACAGCAAGACCAGAAUGUCGAGGAGGACCAGAGUUGGCGCUGCCCUGGCUGCAAUUCAUCCUUAGUCGAGGGGCCUGGGCCGUACCAUUGUUGGUGUGGCAAGGAGACAGACCCAAAACAUAUUCCUGGGCUCCCUCCGCACACUUGCGGGCAGACAUGCUCCAAGGCUCGUGCUACCUGUUCACACAAGUGCCCCUCAAUGUGUCACGCCGGGCCUUGCCCGCCGUGCACUUUGAUGGGCCCAACGCAAUCAUGCCACUGCGGCAAACACACGGCCACUCAACGGUGCACCGAGACCGAGUAUGGGAAGGGGUGGAGCUGCGAAGAGGUCUGCGGUGAUCUACUUCCAUGCGGGGAGCAUACUUGCUCCCGGCCCUGCCAUUCUGGCCUAUGCGGCGCUUGCGAGAUUCCGAUUCUCUCGGCCUGCUAUUGCGGGAAAGAGCAUAAAGAAAUCCCAUGCGACCAACGCGGCGAUAUCCUGGACUCUUUCAACUACGGUCAACUUCACUCGCCACAACCCGCUGAAGAUUCAGAACCAGAGUCUGAGUUGUGGUUUGAAGGCUCAUUCCGCUGUUAUAAGACCUGCGGGAGGAAGUUUGACUGCGGAUAUCACGUCUGCCAGAAGCCUUGCCAUACACAGGACGAAUCUACUCCUCAUUGUCCGUUCUCGCCCGACGUCAUUACCCAUUGCGCGUGCGGAAAGACGCGCAUCGAGUCGGCGGACGCACGGAAAUCAUGCCGAGACCCAAUAUUGCACUGCGAGAAAACCUGCAAUAAGCCACUGCCCUGUGGGCAUACGUGCCCGGACAAGUGUCACACUGGUUCGUGUGCCGUGUGCACCCAGACUAUUGAUAUCACUUGCCGCUGCGGGAGAGUCAUGGAGAAAUCUGCUUGUCACCAGGGCGAGACAGCCAGUCCGUUGUGCUUUCGCGUCUGCAGAACUCAGCUCAACUGUGGGCGACACGAGUGCGGAGAGCACUGCUGCUCGGGAGAGAAGAAGGCAACCGAGAGGCGGAAGCAAAAGCGAAAUGCCAACGAAAACUACGAGCCCGAGCAUAUUUGCCUUCAAGUCUGCGGCCGCCAGCUGAAGUGCGGCCUGCACACUUGCCAACAGCUUUGUCAUAAGGGCCCAUGCAUGUCCUGCCCAGAAGCUAUUUUUAACGAAAUUAGCUGCUCUUGCGGGCGUGCCGUGCUCCAUCCUCCUCAGCCCUGUGGAACAAGACCGCCCGAGUGUCGGUUUCCAUGCACCAAGGCCCGUCCAUGUGGGCAUCCUAUCGUUUCUCACCAGUGCCACCCCGAGGGCACAGAAUGCCCAAAUUGCCCCUUUCUUGUCGAAAAGCCCUGCGUCUGUGGAAAGAAGACGCUGAAGAACCAGCCCUGCUGGUUUGACGAGGCUCGGUGCGGCUUGCCUUGUGGAAAGAAGUUGAAGUGCGGGACCCAUGAAUGCAAGAACCUCUGUCACAGGGCAGGACAAUGCGAGGAUGCCGACAUUUCGGGUACACAUUGCGCGCAGCCUUGUAGCAAGGUUCGGAAGUCAUGUGAGCACACUUGCACCGACCAGUGCCAUGCGCCUUUUCCCUGCAAAGAGGAUAAGCCUUGCCAGUCCAAGACGUUUAUUACAUGCCCUUGCCAGCAUCGCAAACAGGAAGUCCGCUGCCAGGCCACCAGACUCAACCCUUGGCCAACACGGGAGACUAGUCUUAAAUGCGACGACGAGUGCCUCCGUUUACAGCGUAACCGUCUGUUGGCCGAUGCUCUCAAAAUCGACCCCGAGACGCGCACUGAUGACCAUAUACCAUAUUCCGAUACGACACUCAAACUAUUUCGGGAUAACAACACCUGGGCUCAGGGGCAGGAACGCGAGUUCCGCGUUUUUGCUGGCGCAGCGGAUGAAAAGCGCCUGCGCUUCAAGCCCAUGCCGGUCAACCAACGAGCAUUUCUGCACGCACUUGCCGAAGAUUUUGGUCUAGACUCGGAGAGUCAAGACCCGGAGCCUCAUCGGCAUGUAUGCAUCUUCAAGACUCCGCGGUUCGUGUCUGCGCCUCGGAAGACGCUAGCCCAGUGCGCUCGCAUUGCAAAGACUACCGCAGCGGUAGGUGCCGCGGUAUUUUCUAUCAAGUCUGCCGCAGCGGCGGACCGUCCACAGACGUUCAACGCUCUCCUGCUCAAGGAUCCGCAGUUUGGCUUGACGAUUGACGAGCUAGAACGGGCCCUAUCUGCUGAUUUGGCGGCGGCGGCGCGCUCAGGACCUGCCUUGACGUUCUCAACAAGCUUUUUGCCCUCGGAUGAGAUUAUCAUCAAGGCGACACCGUUGGCCUCUGCUGCCGCCGUUGCGGCCUCAUUCGAUGCUACACCUCACUCGCUGGAAGCUGUACUAACGUCUCUGAAGCCUGCAGUUGCGAAGGCUGUGUCCCGACUCAAGUUUGCAAAAGGCGUAAUUCUCUGCCAUGCAGACACGUCGCUGAACAUUACGCGGAGAGAGGAUGAGAACUCGGCGAACUCGGGCGGCUGGAGUUCGGUCGUGAGCCGUGGGGGUUGGCGCCGAGGUGGAGCUGCAAGUGACGGCGCACCGGCCGCGGUCGAGCAACCCACUUCUCGUGGCUUUAUGGCGCUCAAGAAGGUGGGCUUCAAGCAGAAGAAGCAAGUGGUCGAGGAAGAAGUUGAGGAUGACUGGCUCACCGCGGCAGAGAAGAUGGAGCGUGAGGCUGCGGAGGGCAGUGCAGGAGAAUCUGAUGCUGCGAGUGAAAACAAGAGAGAAGGAAGCGAUACUGAGGCCGUGGGUGCAGAUGAGUUGGCCGGUGCCUAG
Lasiosphaeria miniovina is the source of this 3432-nucleotide messenger RNA. RefSeq lists its product as uncharacterized. Bases 1 to 3432 code for a protein of 1143 amino acids. The record is from RefSeq and is a predicted model, not a curated record. NCBI's taxonomy places the organism in Eukaryota, Fungi, Ascomycota, Sordariomycetes, Sordariales, Lasiosphaeriaceae. Gene Ontology annotation, biological process: negative regulation of transcription by RNA polymerase II. The transcript has 4 exons. Gene Ontology annotation, cellular component: nucleus. Gene Ontology annotation, molecular function: zinc ion binding; RNA polymerase II transcription regulatory region sequence-specific DNA binding; DNA-binding transcription factor activity, RNA polymerase II-specific.